Molecule: messenger RNA, 4955 nt
Organism: Culex pipiens pallens (northern house mosquito)
Lineage: Eukaryota; Metazoa; Arthropoda; Insecta; Diptera; Culicidae
Gene: Upf1
Product: regulator of nonsense transcripts 1 homolog
Exons: 4
Coding region: 272-3682 (1136 amino acids)
Biological process (GO): nuclear-transcribed mRNA catabolic process, nonsense-mediated decay
Cellular component (GO): cytoplasm
Molecular function (GO): ATP binding; RNA binding; RNA helicase activity
Source: RefSeq, a predicted model, not a curated record
UGACUUUUGGGCUGACAAAAGCGCGAGAAGACAUCUCACAUCACUCGUCAGAGCUCGCACACGCAAAACACACAUCGCGUUUUUUUCCCUCCGUCGUCGUUUCAAAUGUGCUGCUGCGGAAAAAAGGCUAUUUUCCUAUUUUGCGAGCUGCACUACACCUGAGGGCUACUGCGAUUGACGACGUGCGAGGAGCAGGAACCAUCCGAAGGAGGAGGAGCAGCAAGAGGAGAAAGAAGUUUGAGCAGCGAAAAGGUUUGAACGGAACAACGGGAUGAGCGUGGACACGUACGACGGGGCGGUCGGCUCGCAGACGCUGACCUUCCUGGACACCGAGGAGAAUGACCUGAUCGGGGCCGACACGCAGGGCACGGACUUUGACUUCCGGGAUUUUACCAUUCCGUCCCAGAGCCAAACGUUGGCCUCGCAGCUGGACCACCUCGGGGGAGGAGCGGGUGCGGUCGGUACGAGCGGAACCGGUGCCAUCGGAGGACAGCUCAACGGGUUCGGGCGUCGGCUUGGGUCGGAGGCGUCCAAGAUUGCCGGCAUCACGUCCGCCAUCGGCGAGCUGCAGUUCGAGGAGGACGAAGACGAUGGGGCGCUCGGUGCCCAGCAGCAGGACUUGCCGCCGCACGCGUGCCGUUACUGCGGCAUUCACGAGCCGAGUACGGUCGUGAUGUGCAACAUCUGCAAGAAGUGGUUCUGCAACGGGCGCGGCAGCACGUCCGGGUCGCACAUCGUGAACCACCUGGUGCGGGCGAAGCACCGGGAAGUGACGCUGCACGGUGAUGGGCCGCUCGGGGAGACCGUGCUGGAGUGUUACUCGUGCGGGGUGCGGAACGUGUUCGUGCUGGGGUUCAUACCGGCCAAGGCGGACUCGGUGGUGGUGCUGUUGUGCAGACAACCGUGCGCCGCGCAAAACUCCAUCAAGGACAUGAACUGGGACCAGGAGCAGUGGAAGCCGCUGAUCGCCGACCGGUGCUUCUUGUUCUGGCUGGUCAAGGUGCCGACCGAGCAGGAGCAGCUGCGUGCGCGCCAGGUUUCGGCCGCCCAGAUCAACAAGCUGGAGGAGCUGUGGAAGGAGAACGUGGACGCGACCUUCCAGGACCUGGAGAAGCCCGGCAUCGACAAGGAGCACUCGCCGGUGCAGUUCCGGUACGUGGACGGGUACCAGUACCAGAACAUUUUUGGGCCGCUGGUCAAGCUGGAGGCGGACUACGACAAGCGUUUGAAGGAGAGCCAGACGCAGGAGAACAUCGAGAUCCGGUGGGACACGGGGUUGAACAAGAAGACGAUUGCUUACUUUACGCUGGCGAAGAACGAUGGCGAUAUGAAGCUGAUGCACGGGGACGAGUUGCGGCUGCGGUAUAACGGGGAGCUGCACAAGCCGUGGAGUUGCGUGGGGCACGUGAUUAAGGUGCCGGACAAUUACGGGGAGGAUGUGGGGUUGGAGUUGAAGCACAACCAUCAGGCGCCGGUCGAGUGCAGUUCGAACUUUGCGGUGGAUUUUAUUUGGAAGGGGACGUCGUUUGAUCGGAUGCAGAUGGCGCUGCGCAAGUUUGCGGUGGACGACAACAGCGUGUCGAACUACAUCUACUCGCGGCUGCUGGGACAUGGCAGACAGGACGGGUCAGACGAUGUGACGUUCCGGAUUAAUAAUCUGCCGAAGCACUUUAGUGCGGCCAAUUUGCCGGAUUUGAAUCGCUCGCAGGUUUACGCCGUGAAGCACGCGCUGCAGCGUCCGCUGAGCUUGAUCCAGGGUCCGCCGGGAACGGGCAAGACGGUUACGUCCGCAACGAUCGUGUACCAGCUGGUGCGGUUGAAUGGGGGGCCGAUUCUGGUGUGCGCCCCGAGUAACACUGCGGUUGAUCAGCUGACGGAGAAGAUUCACCGGACGAACCUGAAGGUGGUGCGAGUUUGUGCCAAGUCUCGGGAGGCGAUCGAUUCGCCGGUGAGCUUUUUGGCGCUGCACAACCAGAUCCGUAACAUGGAGCAGAACAGCGAUCUGAAGAAGCUGCAGCAGCUGAAGGAUGAAACUGGGGAGUUGAGUUCGUCGGACGAGAAGCGCUAUCGGAUGUUGAAGAAGCAAGCGGAGCGGGAGUUGCUGGAGGCGGCGGACGUGAUUUGCUGCACGUGUGUUGGUGCGGGGGAUCCGCGGCUUCAGCGCAUCAAGUUCAGCUCGAUUUUGAUUGACGAGUCGAUGCAGUCUACGGAGCCGGAGUGCAUGGUUCCGGUGGUGCUGGGAGCGAAGCAGUUGAUUCUGGUUGGAGACCACUGCCAGCUGGGACCGGUCGUGAUGUGCAAGAAGGCGGCCAAGGCUGGAUUGUCGCAGAGUUUGUUCGAGCGGUUGGUGGUGCUUGGGAUUCGUCCGUUCCGGCUGGAGGUUCAGUAUCGUAUGCACCCGGAGUUGUCGCAGUUUCCGUCGAACUUUUUCUACGAAGGCAGUCUGCAGAACGGGGUGUGUGCUGAGGAGCGCAAGCUGAAGGUAGACUUUCCGUGGCCGUCACCGGAUACGCCGAUGUUUUUCUUGGUGACCCAAGGGCAGGAGGAAAUUGCCGGGUCGGGAACGUCCUACUUGAAUCGUACCGAAGCGUCGAACGUGGAGAAGAUCACGACGAGGUUCUUGAAGGCUGGGGUUAAGCCGGAGCAGAUUGGCAUCAUUACGCCGUACGAGGGCCAGCGGGCUUAUUUGGUGCAGUACAUGCAGUACCAGGGUUCGCUGCACUCGAAGCUGUACCAGGAGAUUGAGAUUGCUAGCGUGGAUGCUUUCCAGGGUCGCGAGAAGGACAUUAUCAUCAUGUCGUGCGUGCGCUCGAACGAACAUCAGGGCAUCGGAUUUUUGAACGACCCUCGGCGGUUGAACGUGGCGCUCACCCGUGCCAAGUACGGAAUCAUCAUCGUGGGUAAUCCGAAGGUACUUUCGAAGCAGCAGCUGUGGAACCAUUUGCUAAACUUUUACAAGGACAAAAAAGUGCUGGUCGAGGGUUCGCUGAACAAUCUGAAGGAGUCGAUGAUUCAGUUUACCAAGCCGAAGAAGAUCGUAAACACGCUGAAUCCGGGCUCGCACUUUAUGAACACCGUCAUGGUCGAUGCCAAGGAGACCGGCUACUUUGAGCGUGGGCACGGUUCCGGAUUCGGAGGGAGUUCGUUUGGCAAUCCGGGCCCAAUCGGAAGCAUGGUGAACGGACCGCGCAACGCAUCGCUGGACAUGUUUGCCCGAACGCACGAUCCCAUCAGCUACAUUUCGCAGGAACGCGCCCAAGCCGCCAUGAACAACAUGCCGGUUCCGGUGGGAAUGUUUAUGAACUUGUCGAACGUUCCGCCGCGUUUCUACCAGCAGCAACAGGCCGUCCAAGCGGCCAAGCAAGCUCGCCGCGUCAAACCCGGACCGAUCGGCAGCAAGCCGAAGCCGCGCCCAAUCGGACCUCCGUCCAGCCAGAACAACGCCAUCGGCGCCGGUUCGCUCACCCAGGGCAUGUCCCAAAACAUGUCCCAGCCCGGCUUCAGUCUGUCCCAGCAGCCGGACUUUUCCCAGGACUACCUGGCCGAGUACCAGUCCCAGGUGGACGGGCUCCUUUCGCAGGACUCCACCUUUGGCGCCGGCCCCAGCCAAUCGGGCGUCGGCAGUGGCGCCGACCGGCUCGUGUUUGAACUUCCACCGAACCAGUUCUCCCAACCGUACUGAUAGAGGACGACACGACACGACACACGUGCGCUCGAUGAAUGCGCGGCAGCAGCAGGAUGGCCACGAAGCCGCCGUGCAGAGUCCCCGGGGAAACAAUGCAAACAAACGUAACGACGGAACACUACCGAGAGAGAGAGCAAGAGAGCAACAGCAGCAGCAGCAAAAUUGUCUACGCGCGCCACAUCAACCAAUCGCAGUUAUACCGAGGAAGAAGCAGAAGAAGGAGAGCGAGCGAGAAACGAAAGGAAAAGGAAAAAAAGAAGUUAAAGGAAACCAAACGUGAAAAACGCUGAACGCGCGCGCGCGCGCCAGGCUCAGAGGGAUUUGGCCACCGGCGCUGACGAUGAUCAACCGGGAAACUCCGGGCGCACCGGGCAAGGGCGUGCGAGCGACGAAGCGCGCGCGCGUGGAAGCUUUUGAAUAAACCAUCUCCGCACACCUGACCGGAAUUCUUGUCCCCGCUCUCUGUUUGGCGACCGGCCAAACCGGAUCCGGAAGUAAUCGAUGAGGGGCGGGGCGGCGGUGUCGAGAUGUCGUUUGCGCCGAAGAGGGCCUGUUCUAGGGAACAGUAACACUAGUUUUGUUUACUCUUUAACGACAGACACGUGUUCGCGUUCUGUUAAACCUUUUGUUUCUACCGCACACAAACACACACACACACACACACACAGAUGGACACACUCUCGUUUCACAACAAGUUUUAUUUUGUUCUACUUUUUCGGGUAAAUUGCGACUGCGACCGGCAGGAAGAGCAAGUUUAGGGUUGUGGCUUCAGUUGAGCUAGGGAAACAACAGUUUGAGUAGCCACACACGCACACACACAAUCCUGUCGGUUGGACAAGAGCGUAAGAAAGCAAAAGAAAAAAAAAGCAAAACCUUUUUCAACGAAUUGUUAUAUUUUACUAUCUGGUUCACAAUUCAGGCUUUUGAUUUGUGGGCACUUCUUCAAUUAUUAAAAAAAAACCUUAUCUUGAAAUACAGAUUAAAACAUCAUGUUAGUAGCAUAGAAAAAAAAAAAACAAAAAAAAUCACGUAGAAUGAGAAAAGGAAGUACCUUGCUUGAACCGCUAAUUUGGAAUUUGUCAGAAAACAAUACAAAAAAAAAAAACAAUAUUACGCAAGCAAAAACAUUAUUUAAAAAGGCAAACAUACUUCAUUGCACUCAAGCCGCAUGGCGGCACGAAGUUGCAAACAAAAAAGACAUUUUGGUUAUCAUAUAAAUUGUAAUGGGGUACAAUCUUUUUCUCAAUAAAUAGUUUGGUUCGGCAAAAAA